Molecule: messenger RNA, 333 nt
Organism: Saccostrea cuccullata (small rock oyster)
Lineage: Eukaryota; Metazoa; Mollusca; Bivalvia; Ostreida; Ostreidae
Exons: 3
Source: RefSeq, a predicted model, not a curated record
GAAAAGAACACCGAAAGAUGUCAAUAAUAGCUAUUACAGUCAUUUUCUCUCUGGCUGCUCCAACUUUACAAGUUAGUUGGCCUCAAGGGACGUAUACCCUGGUAAAACCAAAAUCUGGAUGUCCCACGGGCUGGCUGGAGGGGUGGAGACUCCAGGACAAUGAGGACAGUCGCAAUAGAAAUUUCAUCACACCAGGGCACCAUUUUGAAGGGAGGUUUGAUAAAAAUAUGCGAUUUUACUAUUGUACCCGGAAUCCGAACCAAUUCAGCAACAGGCAAUAUUGGCCCAACGGAAACUUCUGCAUCCUGAAACAUGGGCCUUCGUGUCCAAGAA